This is a messenger RNA of Zerene cesonia (dogface butterfly), 1817 nucleotides long. RefSeq lists its product as uncharacterized. Bases 528 to 1817 code for a protein of 429 amino acids. The record is from RefSeq and is a predicted model, not a curated record. NCBI's taxonomy places the organism in Eukaryota, Metazoa, Arthropoda, Insecta, Lepidoptera, Pieridae. The transcript is spliced from 8 exons.
GCACUUCGCCCGCAUACGGUGGCCGUUACAAAAUACGUUGUUUGUCGUCAAACGAGCGUAUUAUCAUUCGUUUUCACUAUCGUUGACUCGUCAUUCUAUUGUAAAUUGUCUGUAAAACCAUAAUAACUGCAAGGUCGUGAUGAGGAGUGGGGACCGGCUCAUGACGGCUGCACUUUGAUUUCAGUAAACAGUGGCUUAAACGCGUUACGUGCAUUCGGAAAAUUGUUUUCCACGACAAAUUGACCAUCGUAAGAGUUUAUCGUAUAUCGUCGAUGCAUUUUAACUAAAACCUAGUCUCAUUGUACUUUCAAAAGAAUAUAAGUCAAUAGAAGACGUCAGUAUGUUUAUUCAGCUGUAUUCAUGUUAUCCAUAGAAUAUUGCACGAGAAUAUAGACAAUUUUUAAACCGCGUUUUAAAUUGUCAUUUUAAAUUAAAUUGCUUGACGAUGAACAUUACGGAAGGACAAAUAGUGCGUCUAUGAGUUGUAAAUUAGUAAAGUUACCGAGCGCAUGUGAACAGUGUAAACAAUGUAUUAUAUAAUAAAUAAUAAUAUAGUUUUUAGAGUCUUGGUAUUAUGUGUAAUUGUGAACAAUGCAAAUGCGAUCGCGUGUCGUCAACCUGAGACGAGCAGUUUUGUUCGAUGGUCAGGCAUGACGCCGGACAAAGCUCGGCCGGUGUUUAUGUAUUCUGCGAGUGGUGGCGAGGAGUCCCUUACAGGGGCUUGCUUGGCUAGAUGCAGAGAGCUGGAGGAAUGUGCAUCCGUUAUUGUGGCUUACACAAAAGGCAAUUGUCAGGGGCUGGCAGCGUCACCUGUUUCUCAACUUACAGCGGACAAUGACGCUGCGUACUUCACCAAAGUUUGUUUAAAAUUACCAAAUGGCUGCAGUAAAAGAUGGUGGGCUUUAGAAAGUACUCCAGGAUACUACCUUAACUCAGAAGGAGCAAAUGUAAAAAUACUUCUAAAUGCGACUGUACAAGAUUGCUAUGAUGCGCUGUUUUCCUCAAAUGAGAAAUUAUACAGGUCUGCGCAGUGGAUAGACCCAAACAGUCCAUUAGACACGUUUGUUGUGUCAGACAAAGCUAUCGGAAAUUGUGUCCUGAACGGAGAGAAUAAGUUCACUGAACCCGAGUCCUACCGCGUGUCAAACUACUAUACUUUUUACAUAGAAGACGAGUGUGGACAUGAUUAUCCGAAAAAAAUAGACAGGUGUUCCUACGAGGAAUACAAUAACCAGACACUAAAGAGGACCGACUUAAGCAUAAAAAACGCCACCAAAGAUGAGUGUAAAACAGCAUGCGAGAAUGAAGACCGAUUCAUAUGCCGGGGUUUUUCCUGGAUCUCAACAGCACCCCGAGGUCUCUGUGAUCUUCACAGCGAAGACCUUAUUACGACUGGGUCUUGGCUCCUGCGGCGAGUGCCUACUGCUACGUAUUACCGUCGUGUAAUUUGUCUAAAUAUAACGGUGGAUUGUGAAGGUCCCAAUCUUGUAGUGACGUAUCGCCCACGUGGCGCAUUCAAAGGCAGAAUGUAUGUCCCAGGAAAUGGUGACAAAUGCAGCUCGCAAGCAUUCGCUGGCACCGUGAAAUUAUCGUUACCAUUACAUGGGGAUUGUGAUGUCAACUUUGCGUAUGCGAUCACUAAAACACCAAAUGGGGUUGUUAAUAGAACAAUGGCGUACGUAGUGCUUAUGAUUCAGAACAAUCCCAUAAUUCAAACAGCUGGGGACCGCUGGGUGCGCGUAGGAUGUUCUCCAGGUGGUGGUGCCCGCAGUUACACCAAAGUUGACGCUACUGUUUCUGUUCACGAUACCAGGUGA